GUUGAUGGGUUGAUGCUUUUGGCGGCAAUGAAUUUGGUCUUUUAUGGGUUGAUGCUUGUAACGUGGGAAAAGGCAGGGAUGGCUAUAUGUGUUGCAGGUUUACUUUUGACUAUAAAAGGGCACUUGCUGGUCUGAAAUGUUGUUCUCUGCUUUGGUACAGCAGAUGUAUUGCUCCAAGGAUGCCAACAAGGCCUGUUCUUGUUGUAUCACAUUGUUUCAUGUUGGCGGCAAUGAAUUUGGUCUUUUAUGGGUUGAUGCUUGUAACGUGGGAAAAGGCAGGGAUGGCUAUAUGUGUUGCAGGUUUACUUUUGACUAUAAAAGGGCACUUGCUGGUCUGAAAUGUUGUUCUCUGCUUUGGUACAGCAGAUGUAUUGCUCCAAGGAUGCCAACAAGGCCUGUUCUUGUUGUGGAUGUACCUGACCACUCCACAAAGGGAGGGCACUACCAUGAGGGCCAUUAUGUUUCCACGCCAAAGCAAGUCCUAGAAAGAAGAGACGGAGCAGGGACAUCAGAAAGGGGAGCACGGUCAAAGCAAUUGUUGGGAAAACAAGAAAGAGCAGAGCUGGAACCUUAGAGUUUUUUUACUCCUUCAAAAUGUGCGACAAUGUGAAUCUUGAUGAAUGGUUCUUAUUAUCCAUUGGAGGGAGGAGCUUUUGUGUGCUUGUUUUUCUUUCAAAUAAGCGGUGUUCCUCGUUUUGAGCUUCCAUUCCGCCUUUUGUGUGGCUUCUUCUUCUGUCUAUAAAAGUAGAAAUGCGCGGGUAGAAAAGCACAGGUGAAGAUGGGAUGAUGAUGGGCGGGAUGUGCUUUGUGUUUUUGGACAUACAAAAUGAAGCUGGUGUUUCUCAACUCCCUUUCUUUUAUAAUGCUCCUUUUUUGCUUUUGUGUGCAAACAGUCCAAAUUGUGAUUUGAAUGAUGUUU
Cuscuta campestris is the source of this 919-nucleotide messenger RNA. The record is from the annotation of a GenBank genome assembly. Lineage: Eukaryota; Viridiplantae; Streptophyta; Magnoliopsida; Solanales; Convolvulaceae.